GCCCUCUCCAGCCGCCGCGAUUGCCCAAAGCCCCGGGGAAGAUGGUGGAAAAUUCACCGUCGCCCUUGCCAGAAAGAGCCAUCUACGGCUUUGUGCUUUUCCUGAGCUCUCAGUUUGGCUUCAUACUUUAUCUUGUGUGGGCUUUCGUUCCUGAAUCUUGGUUAAACUCUUUAGGCUUAACUUAUUGGCCUCAAAAGUACUGGGCGGUUGCACUGCCUGUCUACCUCCUUAUCGCCAUUGUGAUUGGUUAUGUGCUCUUAUUUGGAAUUAACAUGAUGAGUACCUCUCCACUCAACUCCAUUCACACGAUCACAGAUAACUAUGCUAAAAAUCAGCAGUGGAAAAGCUACCAGGAAGAUGCCAUCCCGGCGUUAAGAGACGUCCCCAUUAGUGAAGUGAACAAAAUGUUCUUCCUCGAAGCUCGGGAGCUGCACACCCAAAAUUGAACUGUGUGUAAGCGCCCUAACACCAAACACUUACAAGUUUGGGGGCGAAAUAACUUUGAACAUAAUUACAUCGACUGUU
This is a messenger RNA of Phodopus roborovskii (desert hamster), 525 nucleotides long. It is a transcript of the gene Pigp, whose product is annotated as phosphatidylinositol glycan anchor biosynthesis class P. Lineage: Eukaryota; Metazoa; Chordata; Mammalia; Rodentia; Cricetidae. Gene Ontology annotation, molecular function: phosphatidylinositol N-acetylglucosaminyltransferase activity. The record is from RefSeq and is a predicted model, not a curated record. The transcript is spliced from 5 exons. The coding region runs from base 42 to 446 and encodes 134 amino acids. Gene Ontology annotation, biological process: GPI anchor biosynthetic process.